AAGAAGAUCUCUAGACUCAGAAGAAACCCAGGGCCAGGGAGAUUUAGCCAUGGUGGUGGUGCAUCUAUCAAUCUACAGUCCCUCCCCAUUCCCCUCCCCCACUAUAAAUCCCCCCUCUCUCCUCUCUCUCUCCACACAAAAUCGCCUCAAAACCCCACCACCUCCACCUUCCCCUUUCCCUUCAAUUUCCUGUUUCAAGAGAGGUGAAUUCGGAUCAGUUUCCACACCAGAAAGAAGAGACAGAAAGCCAGAGAGAGAAAAAGCACCGAUGACGAUAACGCCGGCGGUUCGGAUAUCUGACCGGAAGCUGGUCGUGAAGGACCGGACGAUCCUGACGGACGUGCCGGACAACGUGAUCGCCACGUCCGGCUCGACUUCCGGCCCGGUGGAGGGGGUCUUCCUCGGGGCGGUCUUCGACGGGAAGAGCAGCCGCCACGUGGUUCCCCUCGGGGACCUGCGCGACGCCCGGUUCCUGGCGUGCUUCCGGUUCAAGCUAUGGUGGAUGGCUCAGAAAAUGGGGGAUCAGGGGCGCGACAUUCCGCUGGAGACCCAGUUCUUGCUGGUCGAGACCAAAGGCGGGUCCCACCUCGAGUCCGAUCAGAUCGUCUACACCGUUUUCCUGCCGCUGAUCGAAGGACCGUUCCGUGCUUGUCUCCAGGGAAACUGGAGAGACCAGCUGGAGCUAUGUCUGGAGAGCGGGGACUCGGAAACGACGUCGGACGAGUUCACUCGUUCCGUGUACAUAAGCGCAGGGACGGAUCCGUUCAAGACGAUCACCGAUUCAAUCGCGGCCGUUAAAUCCCACCUCAAGACGUUCCGUCAACGUCACGAGAAGAAACUGCCCGGGAUCGUUGACUAUUUCGGAUGGUGCACGUGGGACGCGUUUUACCAGGAAGUUACCCAGGAAGGGGUGGAAUCCGGCCUCGGCAGUCUCGCCGCGGGCGGGGCUCCACCGAAGUUCGUCAUCAUCGACGACGGCUGGCAGUCCGUGGGCCUGGACCAGGAAAACAAAUCCGGGCCGACGGACCUGCAGCAGCCGUCGUUGCUGAGACUGACCGGGAUCAGAGAGAACCAGAAGUUUCAAGACAAGGAGGAUCCGACGGCGGGGAUCAAGAACAUCGUGAGCAUCGCCAAGGAGAAGCACGGGCUGAAGUACGUGUACGUGUGGCACGCGAUCACCGGGUACUGGGGCGGCGUCCGGACGGGGGUGAAGGAGAUGGAGCAAUACGGGUCGUCGAUGAGGUACCCGGCGGUGUCGAAAGGAGUGGCGGAGAACGAGCCCACAUGGAAGACCGAUGCGAUAGCGGUGCAGGGAUUGGGGCUGGUGGACCCCAGGAAAGUGUACAGGUUUUACAGUGAGCUGCACAGUUAUCUGGCGGGUGCGGGCAUAGACGGGGUUAAGGUGGACGCGCAGUGCAUCUUGGAGACGCUCGGGGCGGGUUUGGGGGGUCGGGUUGAGUUGACCCGGAUGUACCAUCAGGCCCUUGAUGCUUCGGUUAGCAGGAAUUUCCCGGAUAAUGGGUGCAUUGCUUGCAUGAGCCAUAAUACUGAUGCGCUUUACUGCUCUAAACAAACGGCUGUGGUGAGGGCAUCGGACGAUUUCUACCCCCGUGAUCCGGUCUCACACACGAUACACAUAGCUGCGGUUGCAUACAAUAGUGUCUUCCUUGGAGAAUUCAUGCUGCCUGAUUGGGACAUGUUCCACUCCCUUCAUCCAGCAGCCGAAUAUCAUGCAUCAGCCCGUGCCAUCAGCGGUGGGCCUGUUUAUGUUAGUGAUGCACCUGGGAAGCACAACUUUGAUCUCCUGAAGAAGCUUGUUUUACCUGAUGGGUCAAUCCUCAGAGCCCGGUUACCUGGCCGGCCCACCCAAGAUUGCCUGUUCUCUGACCCGGCCCGUGACGGUGUUAGCUUACUGAAGAUAUGGAACAUGAACAAGUACACUGGAGUGCUUGGGGUCUACAACUGCCAAGGUGCAGCCUGGAACACCACUGAAAGAAAGAACACAUUCCACCAAACGGGGUCCGAAGCUAUAACCGGCUUCAUUAGGGCCCGGGACGUCCACCUCAUUGGUGAUGUGGCCGUAGACCCUGACUGGAAUGGUGACUGCGCCGUGUACUGGCACCGAGACAGUACUCUUAUCACUCUUCCUUACAAUGUCGCGAUGCCUAUUUCUCUCAAGGUCCUCCAGCACGAAACCUUUACAGUUACACCCAUAAAGGUCUUGGCACCGGGGUUCAAUUUUGCACCCUUGGGGCUCAUUGACAUGUUCAAUGCCGGUGGAGCGAUUGAAGGACUUAAAUAUGAAGUCAAGGGCGGUGCACAAUUGUCUGAACUGGAAGAUGGGUAUGAAGGGGAAGGAAAUGGACUAUUUGGAGAGAGGAUUGAGAACUUGAGCGCAGAAGCGGUUGCCAUAGUUCGGAUGGAGGUUAAGGGAUGUGGCCGGUUUGGUGCUUACUCAUCGGCUAAGCCAAGAAAGUGCACCGUGGGCUCAACCGCGGUUGAGUUUGAUUACGAUUCGGUUUCUGGUUUGAUUAGUUUGAACUUGGAUUAUGUGCCUGGGGAGGAUCAGAAGUUUCACAUUGUUGUGGUUGAGUUAUGAAUUGAUUGUAGUUUAGGUCAGAUGGAAGAUAUUGGAGAGGGAAUGUUCAGGGGAUUAUUGCCUUUUUGAUAGAUUUCACCAUUCCCUAAUAUUUACUCCCGACUUCCAUGUUCUCUGUGAGAAAGAUUGGAAGGGGAAAUUACUAAUUUAAAUAAAAUGUUGCUUUCCAUUUGUAAA
This is a messenger RNA of Rhododendron vialii, 2776 nucleotides long. Its product is annotated as probable galactinol--sucrose galactosyltransferase 6. The coding region runs from base 50 to 2599 and encodes 849 amino acids. The record is from RefSeq and is a predicted model, not a curated record. The transcript is spliced from 6 exons. NCBI's taxonomy places the organism in Eukaryota, Viridiplantae, Streptophyta, Magnoliopsida, Ericales, Ericaceae.